CAGCCACACGCUCUAACCAGCUGAGCUAUUCCAGCUUCUUGUUUAACAUUCGUUCAUAUUUAUUCAAAACCCUUACACUCACUGAAGUGGAAAACAGAGAAACUGAGUCUGAACCUUCAACCUUGUGGUUAACCUUGACACCAUCAUCGUCACCUCCUCGUUCCACCGAUGCCGCCGCGGAGAAACCCCAUUGCAUCAAGCUAGACACUUGACGAAGAAUGGCCAAAAGAGUUCUCACCUUUCUUCCCCAUAGACAAUUCUCAUCAAUACCUGAAAUUCCAAGCCUUUACUCCUUCCUUCAACCUUCUGUGUUUGCUCUCAACAGAAACAGGACACAACCCAUUUGUGAAGAGCCCCAAAAGCUUCCAACUUCACCCCCAAAGUCCCUUUCCCUCACCCCUGACCAAGUCUCCACACUCCAAACCACUCUUCACAAGUCCCUCAUCACCAGUGACACUGAUGAAGCUUGGAAGUCCUUCAAGUCUCUUACCUCUCAUCAAGCCUUCCCACCUAAACCCCUCACCAAUUCUCUCAUUACUCAUCUUUCAUCCCUUGGUGACAUUCACAACCUCAAGAGGGCUUUUGCUUCUGCUGUUUUUCUCAUGGAGAGGAAUCCAAUGGUGCUGGAGUCUGAAACAAUACAUGCCAUGCUUGAUUCCAUGAAGGGUGCCAACACUGCUGCCCCUGCUUUUGCUCUUGUCAGGUGUAUGUUCAAGAACAGGUAUUUUGUGCCUUUUGCCAUGUGGGGUAAUGUGCUUGUUGAGAUUAUUAGGAAAAGUGGUAACCUUGCUGCUUUCUUGCCUGUUUUUGAAGAGAGCUGUAGGGUUGCUUUGGAUGAGAAGUUGGAGUUCAUGAAACCUGAUGUUGCUGCUUGUAAUGCAGCACUGGAAGGUUGCUGUUGUGAGCUUGAAUCAGUGACUGAUGCUGAGAGGGUUGUUGGAACAAUGUCUAAUCUUGGUGUUAGGCCGGAUGAAUUGACUUUUGGAUUUCUUGGUUAUUUAUAUGCAGUUAAGGGGUUACAGGAAAAGAUAAAUGAGUUAGAAGUUUUGAUGGGUGAGUUUGGUUGCUCAAACAAAAAGGUUUUUUAUUCUAAUUUGAUUAGUGGGUAUGUUAAGUCUGGCAAUUUAGCUUCUAUGGAGUCAACGAUUCUCAGGAGUCUGAGUGAUGAAGACAGGAAAGAUUGGAAUUUUGGAGGAGAAACGUUCUGUGCAGUAGUUAAGGAAUAUCUUCGGAAGGGAAAUAUCAAGGGUUUAGCUAAUCUGAUCAACGAAGCUCAGAAGUUAGAACCUUCUAACAUUAAAGCUGAUAACUCUAUAGGUUAUGGUAUUGUUAAUGCUUGUGUUAGUAUGGGAUUAUCAGACAAAGCUCACAGCAUUCUUGAUGAAAUGAAUGCUCUGGGAGGCUCAGUAGGUCUUGGGGUCUAUAUACCUAUCUUGAAGGCUUACUGCAAAGAAAAUCGAACUGCUGAGGCUACUAUAUUGGUGAUGGAGAUUAGUAGUUCAGGUCUUCAGUUGGAUGUGGAAACCUAUGAUGCUCUCAUAGAAACAUCCAUGUCCAGCCAAGAUUUUCAGUCAGCGUUUUCCCUGUUUAGGGACAUGAGGGAGGCAAGGGUUCCUGACUUGAAAGGGAGUUACUUGACUAUAAUGACGGGUUUGAUGGAGAAUCAUCGACCUGAGUUGAUGGCAGCUUUCUUAGAUGAGGUGGUUGGGGAUCCUCGUAUUGAAGUCGGUACUCAUGAUUGGAAUUCUAUCAUUCAUGCUUUCUGUAAAGCCGGGAGACUAGAAGAUGCUAGAAGGACUUUUAGAAGGAUGAAUUUCCUGCAAUUUGAGCCAAAUGAUCAGACAUACUUGUCCCUGAUUAAUGGUUAUGUCUCGGCAGAGAAACAUUUUAAUGUGCUGAUGUUGUGGAAUGAUGUUAAGCGAAAGCUAUCGUCAGAUGGGCACAAAGGGAUCAAAUUUGACCACAAUCUAGUUGAUGCCUUCCUGUAUGCUAUGGUCAAGGGAGGUUUCUUUGAUGCUGCUAUGCAAGUUGUGGAGAAAUCUCAUGAGAUGAAAAUAUUUGUUGAUAAGUGGAGAUACAAGCAAGCAUUCAUGGAGACCCAUAAAAAGCUCAAAGUGGCAAAGUUGAGAAAAAGAAAUACUAAAAAAAUGGAAGCAGUUAUAGCUUUCAAGAAUUGGGCUGGCUUAAAUGCAUGAACUUGAAGCACUGGCUACUUCUUAUCUCAAGGAUUAAACCAUCAUGUCUGGAAGAAACUGCUCAAAAUGACAGUUGAGGAGGGAUUCAACCUCGCAUGAUCUUUGGAAGUGAGCUUCGAUUUCACUAACUUUAGAGCCCUUCAAUUUUGACAUUUUUCUAUUUACAUGGAUAAUAACUGCCAGUUUGGGACUAGUAGUUUCUGCUCAACGCAACAAUGUUCUGUUCUCUUUUUUCUUCCUGAUGUUAUACAAAGCAAUUAAUUGUCAAUCUUUUAAUUAGUUUA
Molecule: messenger RNA, 2479 nt
Organism: Lotus japonicus
Lineage: Eukaryota; Viridiplantae; Streptophyta; Magnoliopsida; Fabales; Fabaceae
Product: pentatricopeptide repeat-containing protein At1g69290
Exons: 1
Coding region: 219-2195 (658 amino acids)
Molecular function (GO): protein binding
Source: RefSeq, a predicted model, not a curated record